This is a messenger RNA of Porites lobata, 6232 nucleotides long. The record is from the annotation of a GenBank genome assembly. Lineage: Eukaryota; Metazoa; Cnidaria; Anthozoa; Scleractinia; Poritidae.
CACCAUUUGUCGUUUUCGGCCACAGUACUGUAUUUAUCAGUUACAAAACAGCUGUAACGGUGGAAGAAGAGUUGAAAUGAAUAUUUUUCUACCUGUUCGGUUGAAUUUGAAUUUUAUUACGGCCGAGUAUUUAUAACUUAUCGCUAAUGACGGAGCCGUUGGAAGCUUACAGCGAGCUCAGUUCAGGAUCAGGGGAGCAGCGUCCCAAAGAAGAGCCACAGUUUUCGCUCACGGAGGAGAACCUAAACGAAGGCGCAGAGAAAAUCAGUCAUGGUAGGCAGUCAAGGGAAAGCCAGCAGCCACAGUGUGACUCUGAAAUACACGAAAUUUUUCAAGGACAUUCUUUUGAUAUGGCUAGUGGCAGUUGUAUAGAAAUGGUAAAACCAACAAUAGCUUGCUCGAUAGUGGAUUUUCAAAGGCGAGCUCUUCUGAAAGAGAAAGCAAAUAAAAUGAUGAGAUGCAAGGAAAAAGCAUCAUUGCACUGUCCGCUUUGUAGCUGUUUUUACGUUGCACCUAUCACGUUAACCUGUGGACACACGUUAUGUAAGGACUGCAUGUUGUCGGACAAUGUUGAUCAGAUUCUGGCUAACAUCGAUUGUACACAAUGUGGAUCUAAAAGCAAUAUACAGCAGCGUUCUGUAAACGUACUUGUUACUUAUCUGAUUCAAAAAUGGUUUCCGCACGAAUAUGAAAGUGAAGUGAAGAAACUGGAAGAUAUCCAGCGGGGCAGACUACAAAAUGGAGAACAAAGAAAAGUAGUUGAAACUCUGUCGGGUGUUCUAAAAAAUUCACCUUUGAAUUUUAAGGCAUUAAAGUGGCGAAGUCAAGCGCUAUAUCAGAUGGGAAUGUUCGGCCAGGCCCUGAAAGACGCUGAAUUGGCUUGCAUGCUAAGGCCUUUUCUUCCUCAGGCCUUCUAUCAGAGAGGGCUGAUUUCGGUCGCUAUGGACAACCACGAGGAAGCUGCAUUAAAUUUCGGGCGCUGUGUUGCUCUUGACUCGACCACUUCGGAAUAUUACGUACAGCUUUUGUCGAGUCUGACUGAGGUUUUACGAUCGGAAAGGUGUGUUCUUGGUAAAGAGGGAAUCGCGGAACACUAUGCGACUGAGUUGACAAGCGAACGUUCCAAAAACACGGAAAAUAAAGUAUGUAACGAAUCGGAAAGUGACAAUAUUGAAAAGAAUUCACGUGUUUUAAAAAGCACGAACUCAAUCAUCAGCAGCAAUCCUUCUUCUGUUCGGCCUGAUUCUUACCAGGGAAAACAGGCUGAUCUAAAACGUCCAUCAGAAAAAUGUACUCUAUCGUCCACACCAGAAAAUACCUUCCCAUCAAAACGCGUAAAACUUUCCAAUCAAAACGCGGGUGGAACAUUUAUUAUGAGAAAGGAGGGAGACUUAAAGCAAGAAGCCAUUACGACAACGUGUGAAGACUCGAUUCAAGAGUCCAUUAGGCGAGAAAAGGACGAUUUGACGUGCGAGAUAUGCUACAGUGUUCUCUUUCAACCAGUCACCACAACUUGUGGCCACACGUUUUGCCGAGAUUGCUUGCAAAGAAGCUUGGACUUCAAGCCUGACUGCCCUUACUGCCGUCAGCCUCUCGACUGUGUAGUUGCCAGGAACUAUCAAGUUACCAAAGUCAUAAAAGAGAUCGCCGAGAAACUAUUCCCUGACGAAUACGCGGCGAGGGAAAGUUGGUUCGCCAAAGAGAAAGCGAGUUGGAAAGGGUAAGUUCCGAAAGUGAUUGCAUAAUAUUUGAGCGGGCUUUCCUCAAAAAAAAGUAGUUAAAGCAAAAAUAUAGUUUAAUGGACGAUGGUUUACUGUUUAUUAGUCUCUCAGGAAUCUUUUGGCAGGGUUUUCGAUAUAUUGCAACGAGUUUUCACAUCAUUACUGAAGCGAAAAACAACUUAAAAGCUAAUUCAUCAUUUAAAGUCGACGCCGAAGUCCGUCUUCUGUGCAAUGAUUAAGCGAAGAAAGACAAACUGAGCAGAUGGACUUGUUCUAUUGUAACUAAUGGAAAUAGCUAAUGAUUACUGGACAAUGUGGCCCAAAACAUUACCGAGCUAGCUCAAUUACCCGGUCGUAUCGAUUCAUUUCAUCAAUAUUAGAGUAAAGUGACAGAUAGAAACAACUUCUAUAACCUCCAUUAAUUUAUCUCAAUACCUGAUUAUUGUCGCGAACAUUGCCGGUAGAAAAAUGAAACAGUCGUCUCGCAUAAGUUUCCGGCUCGCGGGAAAAACGUGCAGGUGACCGUAAAAACAUGCGUACAGGAACGUGACUAAGAAUAUGCUACGAUCCUUCAUUUGUAAGAAUAUAAUUCGAUGAAAAAGCCACUCACGUUGACUGGCACACGUAAACAAACCUUUGCGGUUAACGCACUUCGAGGUUCGGCUCUGUGGUCAUCAAGUGUUUCUUAAUGUCCUUUGAAGUCCCAUACCUGUGGCGGUACUGCCAAAAAAACUAUAUGGGUAUUUGCUGUCGUUUAAGGACACGGGAUUACAUUAAGUGUUUAGUCUUGCAGGUUGAAGGUGCUUUGGAAAAACAAGCUAUUGACCAAGGGUCUGUACUUAGCGUUAAGGUAGAUUGGCACCGUCGUACAAUUUUUACGUGCGAACGCAUUUAAAGUUUACACGCGUAAAUAAGUAGAGCAAUGUAUGGAAGGUAGCGUGUAAACGUAAUGGUUGAACCUUGCUCCCCGUUUACGUUUACGUGCGGCCUUUCAUACAUCGCCUCUUUUCUACGCACGCAAAAAUAACGCGACAGUUGAAUUGAAACUUUACACCCUUUCAUUCCCCAAAGUAAAAAAAGAUGGUAAAAUCUGGAUAACAAACACUUCAAGGAAAACCGAUGACGCAGAUUCGUAUAAAAAGGCAUUUUUCCUUUCACUUCUGUAAAUGCAUAUUUUUCUAAUUCUUAAACGAUUGGCUCGGUUUUUACUUUACAUCGCUGGAUUUUAAAAUUACAAUUUGAUGCAUGACCUUAUCAAAAGGAUCACAAAGCCAAAGUAAUACUCUUGCUAAGGGCGGCAGUACGUAAAAAACAUACUCUUUCCCCUGGUACAUGAAAGUACCCCGGGGGAUUUUACUGCGAAACUGCCUGGUGGUAUGUGUAUAAACAUUUUAGUAAAGCGCCCUUUAAUACAGGAAUUGAAAAUCCUGUAUUGGGUAAGAUCGGUAAGGAUUAGUCGUGUAGCCUAGGGCAACAAGGCUGACAAAGAGUAGCUGCCGGUGACAAAAGUCCCGAGGAUACAGCACAAAAUCUGUGGACAAAUUCUUAAAGGAGACGUUUUGAGUCAUAGUUUUGAAACGUAUAUACUUAUCUAGAAAUUUGUCGUGCGUAAUCCAUGUCGAAAAGUUUCCCUAGAGAUUAGUAUUCCUCGUUUGUUUGUUUGUAUUUUUUAAAAGAAAUAUUUUAAGGAUUUCCAUCAAACUAGAAAAAUCGAUCUAACUUUCUCAAGAUGCAGAAACCGAGUCGUGCCCCUUGAAACUACCAUCUUUAAUGCAAAUGUAGACUCUUCAGCAUUGUAAUCAUUCCUGCUUGCUUUUAAUUUAAACGACGCCAGCUUUAAUUUUGAUUGCACGUGUUCCUCAAAAUAUCACUGAGCGAGACGAACGUAUCAAUACAACCCAUUAACCUGGUGGCCGAUGAUAUAGGAUCUUAAUGUCAGUAAACUCAAGGCAAAUUUUAUGCGCCUUUGACUCUAAUUUCGGCUUGCGUUUUUGUUACAUUUAGGCAUGAACUCAAAACUAAACUUCACAUAGCCUGACACGUAAAAAUAAUUCUAUUAUGCAACUUACUUUUUCGAAACACGUCAGCGUGAAAAACCCUCGAACAGAACGUUACGCGACUAUCGCACCAUCUUUUACAUGCAUUUUCUUAAAAUGUAAUCUGAAUUAGGAUGUCUUCCAUUUCGAGUUUCUAGUGUGUAGAAAAAUGAGGAGUGUUCACUAUCGUACCGUACUAAUAGUCCUUCCACCAAAAACAAUUUAAUAUAUCUCGAUAAUUUGUGGAAAAGUUUUGAGAGCGAUUUCGUCACAUGUCAGUGGAUGCUAAGUAACAGCGACCAUACGUCGUGUUUUCUAACAAAUAGCUACGUUGAAAAAUUACAUAACAAAAUGCUAUAAUCUUAAGCUUAUCGCUAAUGCAGUGUGUCAUUUCCAUGAAAAGGGAGUUCGUGCGAAACCAGUAACUUACAAGUCCAUCGCUGGAGGGGAAUGAGUAUCAAUUAAAACGCAAUUAGAAAUUAGACACUAGAGAGGUGUCCACGAACACAAAUUACACCAGAAAUUCAGCUAAAACUCGUAAAAUUAGCGCAAUGAAGCCGUUGCAGGAGAAAGUCAACGUGCCAACGAGCACGCCGCGGCCGGCUCUUGCUAACACAAUCUUAGAUGCCAUUUUGUCUCUUUUCAUGAUCCCAAAAGUUACACUGGCCAUCAAUCACAAUCGUUUACACAUUCUCUGUUCUUGUUGAAUUAAUCAGUCAUGUGCUUUUGCUUUUCUAACAUGAACCUCAUCACGAUUGAGUCUUAACCAGAUUGGCCACUUGGCACUUGACCAUAUUUCUAGCUUUUGUAUACAUCUCAUCUCAGUUCUUCUGACUUUUCCUGUUCGAAGGUAGCCUACGUAGAAUGUUUCGAACUGUUUUGUGUUGUUUUGAAUGAUGCUGAUAAACCUUUAAAUCUUGUUUCAGGUGCGGGGUCGAUGAUAGCGUUGAUGUUCCCAUCUUUGUUUGCAUGCUGGCAUUCCCUUCUCUGAAGUACCCUCUCCACAUUUACGAGCCUCGUUACCGCCUGAUGAUAAGACGAUGUGUUGAGCUAGGAUCCCGUAUGUUUGGCAUGUGCAUGAGCGACCCGGACUGUGGAUUCUCGGAAUAUGGUACCAUGCUUUACAUUGAGAACAUGGAGGCUCUUCCUGACGGACGUUGUAUAAUUCAGACUACGGCCAGGAGAAGAUUCCGCGUCAUUUCACGUGAUUAUAGAGACGGGUAUAACACUGCGAAGGUUGAAUGGCUCGACGAUGAAAUACCAACCUCAUGCGCUGAAGAAAAGGAACUCGAAGCGCUAAACAACGAUUGCGGAAAACUGCUGGAACUUUGGUUUAACAGUUUAACUCAAAUGCAGCAGAAUUGUAUAACAAAUGCAAUUGGACCUAUGCCUCGCAUUAACUCGGAGAGCCCAGUGUCUAGUUCUAAUGGUUCUUCUUGGGAAUGGUGGGCGUUAGCUGCUAUCCCUCUUCAGGAUAAAGCAAAAUUGAUCAUAUUAUCGAUGAAGUCAUUGGAAGAGCGGCUUCGAAGUAUUCGCCGCUUUUUAGAGCUUUUAAUAACUAUGAGUUCGGGAAAUGAUUUAGGAGAAACGUAGCGUCGCUGUCGAACUAGUCACCACACAAGUUUUGCACUUCGUCAUUACCACGAUUCUUGCUAGUAAACCAAACGAUCCAGAAAAAGCUUGUACACAAAUCUUCUUGAUGCUACUGUAUUUUUCGAGUGAAAGAAUAAGCUUUUUUGUUACCAUUUCAGCGCGAUUUUUUUUAAGUAACGCUUUAGACCGUGACUAGGAGAAUAAACUCAAAGUCCGCCUAUCACCUGUUUUUUGUCCUGUUUUUCCUUGAAGAUGAAGAAGACUUCUUACAAUGAUACAAUAUGUCUCUGCAUCUUUUACUUACUGUUACCACUGUCACCUGUAGCCAGUUUCAUCACUGGUUUGUUUGUUUUUUUGCCAGAAAAAAGUAAGGUCAGUAAGACAACGACGGAAUUUCUGGCACUUACCCGGAGGAGGCGGCCACUUAAGGAAGUUUGCGUAGAAGUGUGUCGCCGAGGCCACAAAACCGCGACCCAGUUUAAGUCAAAAUUCGUUCAUUUCGUUACCCUAUUUAACAUAAGAGACCUCUUUCGCGCAUUCCAUUUCGCGUGCUGAACUAAGUAUUUCUUUUAAUUCUGACAUCACAAAAUUGAAAGUUAGCACCACAAGCAUGCAGACCGCGCACCGCCAACCUUAACACCCUCGUAAGGCUUCUGAUUUAGAAAGACACUGCCACUAUCUAUUGGAAUCUCCCAACAGGCAUUUAGUGUUCUUUCUUGAGAAAAUUUGAAUUUUGUAGCACAUAGGCACAAGUAGACAGCGAAGUGAUGAUGAUGAUGAUGAUAAUGAGAAUGAUAAUAACAAUAACAAUAAUAGUAAUAGUAAAUUAUUUCUUAUAGACCAUUAGCGCUUUACAAUAAAUAAAUAGGGUUUGGAAAUACA